GUUCCGUCCUCGCUCGGCUGUUUCCGGGGCGGGUUCGGGCCGUUCCGGCGGCGCUCGGGCCUGUCCCAGGCUGGGCCGGGCCGGAGGCGGCAGAGCGGGGCUGGAGCCGGGCGGCGGCGGAUGGAGCUGGCGGAGAGGCACUGGGAAAGGGGACGUAGCACGACACACUGUUCUGGACUGGAAGCCUCCCAGACUCCAAGAAACCCGCUUCUUUUUUGGUGAAACAGACCCUGACCUCGGGUUUCCUUGCUGCAUGCCCGCUCACCAGUGCUGGAUUAUGUUUGUCUCCUUCUCCCUUUGCUCCAUAAUUUGGCUGAAUCGUGGUUUCAAGCUCAGGAAAAGGGGCUGCACCUAAAGAGCUCUGGGGCACCCGGACUAGGCUCCUGGGGUGCUGUUUCACACAGAGACAUUCAGAGUGCUGAUGGGGGAGAGCUACCUCUGAGGACCCUCCUCUCCUGCCUGAAACGUGCUGUCUGACUGUUCAGAGCCCUUCUCCUCUCCCCCCAGCAGAGAGGAUGGGCAGCACCGACGGCUUCCAGUACCGCGCGCUCUACCCCUACCGCAAGGAGCGCGAGGAGGAUAUCGACCUGCUGCCCGGGGACAUCCUGGUCGUCAGCAAGGGGGCCCUGCAGUCCCUGGGUUUCAAAGACGGGGAUGAGCAGACCCCCAACCAGAUCGGGUGGAUCCUGGGUGUCAACGAGCGGACCAAGCAGAAGGGGGACUUCCCUGGCACCUACGUGGAGUAUGUGGGGCCGGUGAAGAUCUCGGUCCCUUCUCACCGGCCCCGAGUGCAGAGACCCUUGCCUGCCACACCUGGGGCCAGCGGCUGCCGGCUGCCGGAGGCUGUGGAGCAAGGGUCUCCUCUCCUGGACUUGCAGGAACAGUUCAGCCCUCCCGAGAUUGCUCCGCCGCUCCUGGUGAAGCUGCUGGAAGCUAUUGAGAAGAAAGGGUUAGACAGCGAGAUGUUGUACAGGACAUCUGGCUCCGAACUGAGGCAGGCGCUGAGAACCGAUUGGACCCUGGGUGACCUGGAGCCCUUGGACGUGCACUCCCUGGGUGAGGUGCUGCGGGGUUAUCUGCAGGACCUGCCCUCCCCCGUGGUGCCUGUGUCCGUGCAUGGAGACAUCCUUCGCAUCCUGCAGGAGAUCCCCCAGCCAGAGAAUUGCCGGAAGCAGCUGCUGCUGGCCCUGGAGUCGCCUGCGGUACCGCUCCAGAACACGCUCACCCUGCAGUUCCUGCUCCGGCAUCUGGGGAAGGUAUCGCAGCGGGCCGAGAGCAACGGCCUCCACCCUCGGGCCCUGGGAGAGAUCUUCGGCCCCCUGCUCCUGCGGCUGCCUGGCGCCAGCCCAGAGCUGAGCCCUGACUUCUCCGUGCUGUUUUUGGAGACACUCCUGCAGACGAAGGAGCUGGAACUGGAACAGUUGCCUCCAGCCUUGCCUCCCAAACCACCGAAGCCAAAGCCCAGCGCAGCCAGCCUGGCCAACGGGAACAGCGCACCCUUGCAGGAUGCUGAGUGGUACUGGGGGGACAUUUCUAGGGAGGAGGUGAACGAGAAGCUACGGGACACACCGGAUGGGACUUUCUUGGUGCGUGAUGCUUCCAGCAAGAUCCAGGGGGAAUACACACUCACGCUCAGGAAGGGAGGCAAUAACAAGCUGAUCAAGAUCUUCCACCGGGAAGGGAAGUAUGGCUUCUCAGAGCCCUUGACUUUUGGCUCCGUGGUGGAGCUCAUCACCCACUACCGGCACGAAUCGCUCGCCCAGUACAACGCCAAGCUGGACACCAGGCUGCUCUACCCCAUUUCCAAGUACCAGCAGGACCAGCUGGUGAAGGAGGACAGUGUGGAAGCCGUUGGGGAGCAGCUGAAGGUGUAUCAUCAGCAGUACCAGGACAAGAGCUGGGAGUACGACCUGCUGUAUGAGGAGUACACACGCACUUCCCAGGAGCUGCAGAUGAAGAGGACGGCAAUCGAGGCCUUCAAUGAGACGAUCAAGAUCUUUGAGGAGCAGUGUCAGACCCAGGAGAAGUGCAGCAAGGAGUACAUAGAGCGCUUCCGGCGGGAGGGCAACGAGAAGGAGGUGCAACGGAUCCUCAUGAACUCGGAGAAGCUCAAGUCUCGCAUCACAGAGAUCCACGACAGCAAGAUGAAGCUGGAGCAGGACCUGAAGAAGCAAGCCUCGGAGAACCGGGAGAUCGACAAGCGCAUGAACAGCCUCAAGCCAGACCUCAUGCAGCUGCGCAAACUGCGGGACCAGUACUUGGUAUGGCUCACGCAGAAGGGUGCCCGACAGAAGAAGAUCAACGAGUGGCUGGGCAUCAAGAACGAGACGGAGGACCAGUACUCCAUGAUGGACGACGAGGAGGAGCUGCCCCACCACGAGGAGCGAACGUGGUACGUGGGGAAGAUCAACCGCGUGCAGGCAGAGGAGAUGCUGUGUGGCAAGAGGGAUGGCACCUUCCUGAUCCGUGAAAGCAGCCAGAAGGGAUGCUAUGCCUGCUCUGUGGUGGUGGACGGUGACACCAAGCACUGCGUGAUCUACAAGACGGCAACGGGCUAUGGGUUCGCUGAACCCUACAACCUCUAUGCCUCCCUCAAGGACCUGGUCUUGCACUACAAGCACACGUCCCUGGUGCAGCACAAUGACUCCCUGAAUGUCACGCUGGCUCACCCAGUCCUUUCCCAGCCACCAGCCAGAUGAGCAGCCCAUGCACAACACAACAGCUGCCUUCAGCUUCUCCCCAGGGCGCUGCUUUCUGGCUCUGGACUCUUGCACCCUGUAUAGUUGAGUCUCUGUGCUCCUGCUCCUUCAGAGCCUCUGAGAUGUCUGUGACUGUUCCUGAUGUCCCUCUUGGUCAGUAGCUGAAACCCAUGUUGGCUGAUGGGACAGAAAGGCUGGGCUGUUGAUUCCCAGCGGGCUCCAGCCUCUAGGAGGUGGGAUCCAGUCGUGAUUGAAUUGCUGGGGGCGAGCACAGCCCCCUCCCCUUCCCUGAUAAGCAGGUCAGAUCCCCUUCUUGCUGGCAGGUCGCCCCGCUAUGCAUCACUGUAGAGCUUGGUUCCCAAUUCCUCGGAGCACUCCAGCUGGGACCGAGGGGCUCCCUGUCUGGAUGCUGGAGGAGGCAGAGGAGCAGCGUAUGCAUCCUUCAGUCUCGCUUCCCUUGGUGGUCUGGCAGGCUGUGAUGGUGUCUGGUACGAGGGCUGCUGCUCUUGCAUGCAGAGACUCAUUUAGGAAGGAGAAACCUCACCCUCCGUGGGGCUCCCCGGCUGAGGUUUCCCCACCUCACCGUCAUUCCCUAGUGUCAUAACCACCUCUGGACUGUUGCUGCCCGGGCAGGGAGGAUCCAGUUAGUGAUGGAUCUCUUGCUUUAGUUGUGCCAGUGAAGCUGUGAAAUCCGUGUUGGUACCCGUGUUUUUCCUCACAGGAUUUGUGGGAUGCACAGCUCGUUGUUCCCGGCUGGCCUCAGUGACUCUCUGCACACGUAACCUGUUUGAAGCUGGACUAUAGCUCUGUAAAUAUGGUUCUUUUUGUGAGCUUCCCUGGUGCUGGUGUUUGCUGAGCCCCCACUGCCACCCCCAGCGUGGGCAGCAGCUGCCAGGCUGCCCUGGGCCCUGCAGCUUGAGCAGGAGAGGGCUGGAGUCCAACGCACACUACGAGCCCUACAUGGAAUGAAGGACCUCUCUGCUGCAGGAGGACAGAUCUGCUGGGCCCAGGGCAUGCUGAAAUGUAUCUGCAUGAUGGUGAACUACGUAUGCAAAGCACUUAGAAUCAUGGGUCCUGUAUGGGGUCCGGGGCAGGGCUGCCCACUGUGGGCAGGGCAUUGUGUCAGAGUUCAGAGGGCCCGAGGGCAGCCAAGGUGGCUCUGGAAGAGCUUUAAAAGCUGAGCUGAGAGUUGAGGCUGUGGUGGCAUUUGCUUCCCUGGGUUCUCUCAUCUGCUUGGCUUGAGGAAAGCAGUCUUGGUCUUGAUUUGCGGGAGAGGCUCGUUCCCUUUUGGAGGCUGCAUCCCAGGGAUGGGGUUUUGCUGCUUCUGUUUCCUGUGGCAGCUCGGGCUCUGCUGGCUUCACGGAGUGCCGUGUGCUUUUGCUCUGCCUGCAGCCUGUCCUUGAUGUGCCACCUGCAUUGGGGACCAUGCUGUCUCUCCUUCCCCAGCCAGCUCUGUUGCUCGCCUUGCCCUGGGCUGGUCCCCAGAUCCUUUUGGAGCUGGGAUUGCUGGCGCAAUCGUCCUCUUCCCAUUGCUUGUGGCAGUUCUCCUGUGCUCGAUUGUACAGCCCCUGUUCCCUGCUCUGCAUGUCCUCUCUGGGCCCUGGCUUUUGAGUCUGGUUUGUUGGUGUUUGAUGCUGUGGUGCAGGUGAUGGGUCAGGGGAGCUGUGGGUGCAGUGGCUGGCUUCAGAGAUCACUUGGGAAAUGCUGCCAGGGAUAAUUAAGGGAAUUCUUUGGGCUCGGGCGCAUGAGAGAUGAGAGCGUGUGGGAACGGGGCAGGAAGGCUUCAUCCUCAUAGUGCUCUCCAGUGACCUACUGGAGUCUGUGGAAUGGCUGGCUGGGCUGCAUCAACACCCCAAAGCUCUGUCAGUCUCCCACACUGGUCACCGUGGCACAUUUUCAGCCUGGGGACUCUGUGCUGGUCCUGUGCUUGUCCCUGCACUUCCAUCAUGUCCCUGUGCCACGGGAUGGGUUGCAGGUGAUGGGAUCCUCAGCCUCUCACCCCAUGGACUCCACGUUCCCCCACCACCCCACAAGGUGAGCUCAGGGCCAGUCCUGCCAAGGGGAGUUGCUCCCAGCUCAUGCCAGGACUUGCUGAGCAUCUGGAAGAGUCUCAGCUUCAAGCUGUCACCUGUCAACACUUCGCUUGCUGCUCGCCCGGCUCUGCUGCCCAGGGAAAUUUACCCUGUUUUUGUAUCCUUUGGGCUGAAUUUCUGCAGUUCUCCCCGUGCUGUCCCUUUCUUCUGCACAGCCGCAGACCCUUCCUCCCCAGGAGCAGGGGGGGUGUGGUGUCAUGGUGACCCCUCUGCACCUUCCAGCACUGCCAUUCCUGCCCACUUGGUGGCCUGUCCCCGACGGGGCUCUGCUCGCACCUGUGUACGACGAGGUGGAAGAUGCCCUUCCCCAGGGCUGCCUUUCCCUGACGGUGCUUCACUCGGCUCCCUGAAACGCAGCUUUUUCCCCGCUCUCCCCGGGGUGGGAGCCCAGCCCCCGAGCUCCUGCAGCGCUGCUCCCCCGGUAUAAGCUCGCUGUGAUUUGUCCUUUGCUGCUUUCGCUCGUUCUGAACCCGCUGGCGCCGCGUUUGGAGGCGCUGGGCUAUGCUUUGCUGCUUGUGACCCCCCAACGUCCUCCAACCGAGCCGUGCCAUGGGUGCAACGUGGCUGUUCCUGCUCCCCGGGGACAGUUUGGGACUUGUCCCUCCGUGUCCCUGCUCGGGGGGCUCCAUGACCCCCCGUGUAACCCCCCCAAGGGGUGCUGGUGCAGGUUUGUGCUCAGAGAGGACGUGGUGGCUGCGUGAGGUUUUAGUUUCUUAGGCGUACGCAAUAACGAAUAACCUGCCCCCCCGAGCUGUCCGUUACCAGCAGUAGUGCUCUCUGCUCUUUCCGUUGAUGUUUACUAAUGUAAAUCCAGUAUUUGUUACUGUAAUAGGAUUUUUUUUUUUUGUACGGUACUUUGAAAAAACCCACAAAAACGACAAAAAAAAAGGAACAAAAAAGAGGAAAGAAAUAAACAUUGUUAAUGA
This is a messenger RNA of Pseudopipra pipra, 5718 nucleotides long. RefSeq names its product phosphoinositide-3-kinase regulatory subunit 2 (gene PIK3R2). Lineage: Eukaryota; Metazoa; Chordata; Aves; Passeriformes; Pipridae. The coding region runs from base 516 to 2699 and encodes 727 amino acids. The record is from RefSeq and is a predicted model, not a curated record. Gene Ontology annotation, molecular function: protein binding; 1-phosphatidylinositol-3-kinase regulator activity. Gene Ontology annotation, biological process: insulin receptor signaling pathway; phosphatidylinositol phosphate biosynthetic process. The transcript has 16 exons. Gene Ontology annotation, cellular component: phosphatidylinositol 3-kinase complex.